Ostreococcus tauri is the source of this 477-nucleotide messenger RNA. Its product is annotated as unnamed product. Bases 1 to 477 code for a protein of 158 amino acids. The record is from RefSeq and is a predicted model, not a curated record. The transcript has a single exon. Lineage: Eukaryota; Viridiplantae; Chlorophyta; Mamiellophyceae; Mamiellales; Bathycoccaceae.
AUGGCGCUCGGGCUGGGCGCGGCGCUCGGGACGCGACGGGCGGGACGGGCGGACGCGGCGAGCGCGGCGCACGAGCGAAAGGUGAGAACGCUGGGGGACAUGGGGACGAGUUGUCUGUAUGGUUUUGUGAUCUUUUACGCGAUCAAACUCGCGCUGAAGCGAUUGUUCGCGCCCGUGGCGUUGUUCGCGUUUACGACGCAGCUCUUGUGGAAAAUGCGCGCGCUGAGCGCGUCGCCGUGGAUGAUGUAUAACGCCUGGGUGCGACCGCGGCUGCCGAUCGAGUAUCAGAAGAAUGUAGAGGAGUUUAGCUCAAAGGCGCUGCGCACGCGCGCGGCGGAGAACGCACUUCACGACGGGUGGUGGGAUAAGCAAGAGCGUAGAUUCUGGGCGUGCGCGCAUCGACUGUUGCCGGCGUGCAACUCUCCGAUGGGCGAACGCGCGCUCGUGUUCGGGAUCAUUCUCGCCGGUUUAGCGUGA